AUGAAAAUUAUUGGUUUAACUGGAGGAAUUGCUUCGGGGAAAUCUACUGUUUGUCGAAUGAUAACUCGUCGAAAUAUUCCAUUAAUCGAUACUGACCUGUUAGCACGCCAAAUAAUUGAACCAGGAAAACCUGCAUAUAAACGGGUUGUCAACCAUUUCACUCGUGAAAUAUUAAAUGAAGAUGGUACAAUAGAUAGAGUGAAAUUAGGUGAAAAAAUGGUAGUAGUAGACGUCCCGUUAUUGAUUGAAACUCGUUUUAAUAAAUUUAUGAGUUCGGUCGUGGUAGUUUAUUGUUCUGACCAAAUUCAAAUAAAUCGGUUGAUUAAGCGUGAUAAUUUUUCCGAAUUAAUUGCUAGACAGCGAAUUAAUUCACAACUUCCACUUAAAGAAAAAAUCAAAUAUGCAAAUUAUAUAAUUGAAAAUUCCGGAGACAUAAAAACAACCGAGGAACAAGUUGAAAAUGUUUUUAAAAAUUUAAAACCAUCUUCAUUGAAUUGGUUAUUAAGUUGGUUGGGACCACCCAUUCUUGCAAUUUCUCUCAUUAUUAAAGGGCUACUAUUUAUAAUUGAUCGGCUUUGA
Molecule: messenger RNA, 579 nt
Organism: Diversispora eburnea
Lineage: Eukaryota; Fungi; Glomeromycota; Glomeromycetes; Diversisporales; Diversisporaceae
Source: the annotation of a GenBank genome assembly